This is a messenger RNA of Cuscuta epithymum, 1448 nucleotides long. NCBI's taxonomy places the organism in Eukaryota, Viridiplantae, Streptophyta, Magnoliopsida, Solanales, Convolvulaceae. The record is from the annotation of a GenBank genome assembly.
UCAUGCUCUUUACACUCAUCUGCCAUCAACUAAACCUCACGGACUUCUUACGCCCUCCGAUUUUCGUGAAGGUCGUACACCAUCUUUGUUUCACUUCGAAGCCCCUGCUCUAUCAAUUCAAACACAAUUCUCUCAUGCGUUUCUUAGGCCUAGGUCCGCUGCUUCAGAGCACCGCCCCACUUAGAUCGCCCGGAUUUGCGUUGGGAAGGAAGCAGCCCUAGCCUCUGACAGGCCGAUCGUUCCGCUGGCAUCUCCCAUUCACGCCCCCGUUUGAUUGCCGCUCCGUGGGCCGUCCCCCACUCCCGUCCCAUGCGCUAAUUGGCUUUUGUUUUUGGAGGUUUUGUUGGAAACUAGGUCUUCCCAGAGCACUUAAGUCAAGUCGUUCACACUAAGAAAUGCCUAGCUUCGUCUCUCUCCCCGAUUUUCAUGGCAGCAGCUUCUGCUCUUUCCAUGUAACAUAUGGAGUGUCUUCUUCCGCUACUACUGAAGAACAAACAGUUUCUUCUGAUAAGGUUUCGAGUGAAGAAGAGUUGUUGUGGAAGUCUAUUUGUGGUGAGGCUUCAAGAUUGCAAUCUGAGUCACGAGAUCCAUCUUUGGAUCGUGAUACCGUUAUGGUUUUCGUUUCCCCCGUAACUGGGAAGAUGGAGUCUUGUGAUAAUGCAGAUUAUUUUCGGGCGAAGUUGUUUUACCAAACAGAACUUGCUCACCAAUUAUGCUCAGUUUCUUUACAUGGUUGUUCAAGACUAUGACAGAGUGGAGGAAUACUUCAAGAAAGCAACAGAGGUGGCAAGUGACGAAUGAACUUUGGUGAGCAGAAGAGGCCUACCAAGCAGCCAUAGACGCCGGGCCUGCAAAUUUCUUCUAUGCUGCAAGUUAUGCUCAUUUUCUUUGGAAUACUAGCGAAGAUGACCAUGUUAUCCGCUGGAAGAUGACUAUCCGGUCCAAUAUGAUGAUAUUUGAAAAGAAAAAGAAAAGAAAAGGAGAAGGAAAAAGAAUGGAAAGAAUGCCGAAAGAGAAAGAAAAAGAAUAGGAGAAAACGAGUGCAUGAAAGUAGUGUUUCGUGGUCUUAUUGGAAAACUUGCUGACAGAUGAGACAAUGAUUGGCGGUGGAAGGGUGGAAUCAUGGGUUCUCAAAUGAAGCUCAAAUCAUAUACUACAAUUAAUGGACUUGAUAUUGGUCCAGAAACUAGAUGGACUUGCUAAUAAGAGGAUGGGGAUGGUUCUGCUCAAUUUUUUAUUUGCUAAAAUUUUCAAGCUAUGCACAGUUGGUUCAAGUUUUAGAUAUGUUGGUUGUUAUAGAAUGUCAUUUGCAUAUUGUAAUUAAAUGCCUUGUUAAUAUUUAAUAAUUAAUCAAUGAUGAUGUCACACAUAAAAUUUCUUUGAAUAAAUUAGUAUAUAGCUUAGUAACAAGAUUAGUUUUCUUAUGACCAGCUUGUGCUAUGGAGUUC